CUCAACGGAAGAUUCUUCGUGUUUCAGAUAAUUCAAUCCGUCAAGAACGGGCGUCCCAGCAAAAUUAGGAUAGGCAGCAAGGCCAGCCGGCCACUGUGUGUGGUAGAGAACCAUGGCUGCCUCUAGCUCUCCCCUCCUCUCCUCCUCUCCCCCUCAGCUGCUCGAACAGAAAUUCGGCCGGAAAGGAGUUAAGUUUACUCAGCUGAACGGGAUUCCGACUGUCGAGUUGGCCGUCCGAAACGGCAGCUCCCUGCAGCUCAGGCUCUCAGAUGGCCUGGUCACCUCAUACAAGCCCAAGGUCUACUGGAAGGAUGACGGCUUUCAAGAGAUUGUUUACACGGUGCCUGAUGGAUCUGCUGAUGGUGCAUCGGUGAAGGGUGGAAUUGGGUUAGUUCUCAAUAAUCUUUCGAGGACGAAACGGGAUGGAUCAACGUGGUCCGCAUCACAGUGGGAUGUUAAACAUGUGGAAUCAGAUUCCAUUGAUGCUGUUCAGGUUGAAUUGAUAUGCACUAAUGCAGACGGCGCGCUUGAUGUAACUUACAUAGUCUCCCUCUUUGCUGUGAGCAUGGCAACUGCAGUCAUUGUGAAGAACAAAGGGACUUCAAAUGCAGAGUUGACAAGUGGGAUUCUUAGCCAUCUAAAAUUCAAAGGUCGAAAGGGUUCUGCAGUUACAGGGCUCACUGGAUGUUCUUAUUGUGCACACCCACCACUGUCAUCAAAAUUUAAUAUUUUGUCACAGGCUGAAGCAAUGAAACCAGAGUCUGCUGGUUGGAAUCUGUUCUCUGAUGACAAGGGAAAACAGAAUGAUAAAUGGCAAGUGGAGGAUAAUAAGUUUAUCAUGAUGAAAGACAGAUUUAGUAGAGUAUAUUCCGCACCUCCUGUUGAGAGAUUAAAGAGAAUCUACAACACCCCUCCAUCAAAGUAUGAAACCAUAGAUCAGGGGAAUGGACUUGGAUUUAGAAUUAUAAGAAUGGGCUACGAUGACAUUUACUUGAGCUGCCCUGGCUCCUUUUCAGAAAGGUUUGGAAAGGAUUACUUUAUUUGCACUGGCCCUGCUUCAAUGUUGGUGCCUGUUGUCCUGAAACCUGGUGAAGAAUGGAGAGGUGCUCAAGUUUUGGAACAUGACAACUUAUAGCAGAAUACCCAUCAUAAAAAGAUAAUUGCAGCUCCAAAGUAUUGGAAAAUGUAUAUUAUUUGUUUCUCUGAGUACUUCCCUUUUCAGAAUAUUGGGCAAUUUUUUGUUAUAGAAUUAACAAAUCUGGCUGGAAUCGACUGGAGUUCAAGUCCACCACAAGGGACCUUUGUUUCACUACGUGAGUCACUUCAGAGCCCUAGAGGCCCAACCAAGUGCCACUAACAAUGUACUUCUGAACAAAAGAUCUUCAAUCUUGUACCGGAUUUCAUUGUUAUGCAUAUAUUCAUGUUUCUGUAUUUAA
Molecule: messenger RNA, 1436 nt
Organism: Nymphaea colorata (pocket water lily)
Lineage: Eukaryota; Viridiplantae; Streptophyta; Magnoliopsida; Nymphaeales; Nymphaeaceae
Product: photosynthetic NDH subunit of subcomplex B 2, chloroplastic
Exons: 3
Coding region: 113-1135 (340 amino acids)
Biological process (GO): carbohydrate metabolic process
Molecular function (GO): carbohydrate binding; catalytic activity
Source: RefSeq, a predicted model, not a curated record